Messenger RNA from Arachis ipaensis, 4074 nucleotides. Its product is annotated as ARM repeat superfamily protein. NCBI's taxonomy places the organism in Eukaryota, Viridiplantae, Streptophyta, Magnoliopsida, Fabales, Fabaceae. The record is from RefSeq and is a predicted model, not a curated record. Gene Ontology annotation, biological process: protein import into nucleus. Gene Ontology annotation, molecular function: small GTPase binding.
AAUAGACUCGGUAACGUAAACACACACAACGCGACGCAGAGUGAAAGAAAGAGUAACAGUAAGAAGAUUAGAGAGAGAGAGAGAGAGAACACGGGUGGGUGAGUGAGUGAGUGAGUGUGAGUGUGAAUCUGAGUCUGAGUCACUCUCAUUAUCAACUGCCAUCUCUCCAAACCCUAAAAAAGCCUCCAUCAAUCAUCAAUCAUAAUAUAUCAUCGUAUUUCUCUGCUCUCACUCUUCUUCUUCCUCAGCCGCCGCCAGCCACCAAAAAAGUUAAAAAAAAAAACAGAGAAAUGGAUCCCGAGUCAACUCAGUUGCAGCAAUCGGAACUGGCCGCCGUGUUGGGGCCCGAUCCAUCCCCAUUCGAGACCCUAAUCUCGCACCUGAUGUCUUCCUCCAACGAGCAGCGGUCCCACGCCGAGGCGCUCUUCAACCUCUGCAAGCAGACCGAUCCCGACACGCUCUCCUUGAAGCUCGCACACCUCCUCUCCUCCUCCCCUCACCAGGAGGCUCGAGCCAUGUCCGCCAUCCUCCUCCGCAAGCAGCUCACUCGCGACGACUCAUACCUCUGGCCACGCCUCUCCCCUCAAACUCAGUCUUCUCUCAAGUCCCUCCUCCUCUCUUCUAUCCAGACCGAGAACGUCAAAUCCAUCUCCAAGAAGCUCUGCGACACCAUCUCCGAGCUUGCCUCCGGGAUCCUCCCUGAUAACGCCUGGCCUGAACUCCUUCCGUUUAUGUUCCAGUGCGUUUCUUCCGAUUCUCCAAAGCUUCAAGAAUCCGCGUUCCUCAUCUUCGCGCAGUUGUCGCAGUACAUCGGGGAGUCACUCACGCCUCACAUCAAGCAUCUUCACGGAUUGUUUCUCCAGUGCUUGACCUCUCCGACCACGAAUUCCGAUGUGAGAAUCGCCGCGUUGAAUGCAGUUAUUAAUUUCAUUCAGUGCUUGUCUGGCUCCGCCGAUCGGGACCGGUUCCAGGAUUUGUUGCCGGCCAUGAUGAGGACGCUGACUGAGGCGCUGAAUUCCGGUCAGGAGGCCACUGCACAGGAGGCUCUGGAACUUCUGAUCGAGCUUGCCGGUACGGAGCCGAGGUUCCUCCGGCGGCAGCUGGUGGAUGUUGUUGGAGCCAUGCUUCAGAUUGCCGAGGCAGAGUCGCUGGAGGAAGGGACGCGGCAUUUGGCGAUCGAGUUUGUGAUUACUCUGGCCGAGGCGAGGGAGAGAGCACCUGGGAUGAUGAGGAAGCUGCCUCAGUUUAUCAGCAGGAUGUUCGCCAUUCUGAUGAAGAUGCUGUUGGAUAUUGAGGAUGAUCCUGCUUGGCACAGUGCUGAGACAGAGGACGAAGAUGCCGGCGAAACAAGUAACUACAGCGUUGGACAAGAGUGUUUGGAUAGGCUUUCGAUAUCACUGGGUGGGAAUACUAUUGUCCCGGUUGCGUCUGAACAGUUGCCUGCUUAUUUGGCUGCUCCUGAGUGGCAAAAACGCCAUGCUGCAUUGAUUGCACUUGCUCAAAUUGCUGAGGGUUGCUCAAAGGUCAUGAUAAAGAAUUUGGAUCAAGUUGUGGCUAUGGUAUUAAACUCCUUCAAUGAUCAACACCCUCGUGUGAGGUGGGCAGCUAUCAAUGCAAUCGGUCAACUGUCUACUGAUUUGGGUCCAGAUUUGCAAAUUCAAUACCAUCAAGGAGUGUUGCCAGCACUAGCGGCUGCCAUGGAUGAUUUUCCAAAUCCUCGUGUGCAGGCACAUGCUGCUUCAGCAGUACUCAACUUCAGUGAGAACUGCACACCUGAUAUUUUAACACCCUACUUGGAUGGAAUUGUUAGCAAAUUGCUUGUAAUUCUUCAGAAUGGUAAGCAAAUGGUACAAGAGGGCGCCUUAACUGCUUUAGCAUCAGUGGCUGAUUCAUCUCAGGAACACUUCCAAAAAUACUAUGAUGCUGUCAUGCCGUACCUGAAGGCUAUAUUGGUUAAUGCAACUGACAAGUCUAACCGCAUGCUUCGUGCCAAGUCUAUGGAGUGUAUAAGUUUAGUUGGAAUGGCUGUUGGGAAGGAGAAGUUUAGGGCUGAUGCUAAACAGGUCAUGGAAGUUCUUAUGUCCUUACAAGUAUCUCAAAUGGAGACUGAUGAUCCAACAACCAGUUACAUGCUACAGGCAUGGGCUAGGCUUUGCAAGUGUCUGGGGCAAGAUUUUCUUCCUUAUAUGGAGUUUGUUAUGCCGCCUUUGCUUCGGUCUGCUUCACUUAAGCCCGAUGUGACCAUUACAUCAGCUGAUUCAGAAAAUGAUAUUGAUGAUUCUGAUGAUGACAGUAUGGAGACCAUCACUCUUGGGGACAAAAGAAUUGGCAUCAAAACUAGUGUUCUGGAAGAAAAGGCCACAGCCUGUAACAUGCUUUGCUGUUAUGCUGAUGAGUUGAAGGAAGGAUUCUUUCCAUGGAUUGAUCAGGUUGCAGGAACUUUAGUUCCACUUCUUAAAUUUUACUUCCAUGAGGAGGUUAGAAAAGCAGCCGUUUCAGCAAUGCCGGAGCUAUUACGUUCUGCAAAGUUGGCUAUUGAGAAAGGGCAAUCUCAAGGUCGGGAUGCAUCCUAUUUAAAGUUUUUGAGUGACAGUAUAAUCCCAGCUUUGGUGGACGCGUUACAUAAGGAACCAGAUACAGAAAUUUGUGCAAGCAUGUUGGAUUCAUUGAAUGAAUGCUUACAGAUUUCUGGGAUGCUUUUGGAUGAAAGCCAGGUCAAGGCCAUUGUUGACGAGAUAAAACAAGUGAUCACAGCUAGUUCAAGUAGGAAAAGAGAGAGGGCAGAGAGGACCAAAGCUGAAGAUUUUGAUGCUGAAGAGAGUGAGCUGAUUAAAGAGGAAAAUGAACAAGAGGAAGAAGUUUUUGAUCAAGUGGGAGAGAUAUUGGGAACUUUGAUCAAAACCUUCAAAGCCUCCUUCUUACCUUUCUUCGAUGAACUGUCAUCAUAUUUGACACCUAUGUGGGGAAGGGACAAGACACCUGAAGAGAGGAGAAUUGCCAUUUGCAUUUUUGACGACAUUGCGGAGCAGUGUCGUGAAGCAGCUAUAAAGUAUUAUGAUACAUAUCUCCCAUUCUUGUUGGAGGCUUGUAAUGACGAGACUGCUGAUGUCCGGCAGGCUGCUGUGUAUGGCCUUGGUGUUUGUGCAGAGUUUGGUGGAUCCGUGUUCAAACCUCUGGUUGGAGAGGCUCUUUCGAGGUUAAAUGCUGUGAUCCAGCAUCCUAAUGCUCUUCAUUCAGAUAAUGUAAUGGCAUAUGAUAAUGCUGUUUCAGCUCUGGGAAAAAUUUGCCAAUUUCAUCGGGAUAGUAUUGAUUCUGCCCAGGUGAUUCCUGCAUGGUUGAACUGUUUGCCAAUAAAAGGUGAUUUGAUUGAGGCCAAAGUUGUCCAUGAUCAACUUUGUUCCAUGGUUGAAAGGUCUGACAGUGAGCUUUUGGGUCCAAACAAUCAGUACCUUCCUAAAAUAGUUUCAGUUUUUGCUGAGGUUUUGUGUGCUGGAAAGGACCUCGCAACGGAACAAACUGCUGGCCGUAUGAUUAAUCUGCUCAGACAGCUUCAGCAAACCUUGCCGCCUGCAACUCUUGCUUCUACUUGGUCAUCUCUGCAGCCGCAACAACAGCUUGCAUUGCAAUCCAUCCUUUCUUCAUAGUUUCCAUGGUUUUGCUUCCUUGAAGUCUAUCCUUUCGCUUCCUUGAAGUCUAUCCUUUCUUGAUAGCGUCACAUCUGAGUUCGCUAUUGGUGUCUUGCACUGCUUGGGACAUGCUUUUUCCGGUUUGGUGGUCUCUCAAUUUGUUACCCAUUCUUUGCCAUAAGAUGGUUUCCAUCAUUCAUUCUUGCAUGGUGUUUUUAUAGCAACAUGGCUUCAGUUUUGAGAAUGCAGAUUCAAUUGUGAUUGGAAAGGAAACUUUCUGUAGAAUGUGUAUAUUACGAGUGUUAAUAGUGCCGUUUAGCCCAAAAUAAGGGUAGGCAAUUGUGUCGUGGGAGCUUCUGUUUCUAUUCCUCUCUUUGGUUUCUUACCAUUUUGCGUAAGAAUAGAGUUGUCUGGGAGACAAUUCAUACAGUUUUGGUCAUUUGUAUUG